Molecule: messenger RNA, 10016 nt
Organism: Neofelis nebulosa (Clouded leopard)
Lineage: Eukaryota; Metazoa; Chordata; Mammalia; Carnivora; Felidae
Gene: C15H1orf21
Product: chromosome 15 C1orf21 homolog
Exons: 6
Coding region: 263-628 (121 amino acids)
Source: RefSeq, a predicted model, not a curated record
GGGGAGGAGGGGGACACCCGGACUCACCGUGGGGAGGCGGAGGAAGAGGAGAGGAGGGAGGAAGAGAAAAGGCGAGGAGGCAAGGGGCGGGGGGCGGGAGGCUUGCCACCUUCAGCCCCCCCCGCGAGCGCCCAAGGUGCGCACGUCCUGACCGACUCAGCAGGAAGGUGGAUUUUCUUUGUGUUUAAAGAAAAAAAAAAUGUCCCCGUGUCUGUAGAGAUGAUUUGCAGUUCAGCCCGGCUGAAGCUGACCGAAUGAGACUAUGGGCUGUGCCUCCGCCAAGCAUGUUGCCACUGUUCAAAAUGAAGAGGAAGCCCAGAAAGGGAAGAACUACCAGAACGGAGAUGUGUUUGGCGACGAGUAUAGGAUCAAACCGGUGGAAGAGGUCAAAUACAUGAAAAAUGGGGCAGAAGAGGAGCAGAAAAUAGCAGCCAGGAACCAAGAAAACUUGGAAAAAAGUGCCAGUUCAAAUGUAAGACUUAAAACUAAUAAAGAGAUUCCAGGAUUAGUUCAUCAACCCAGAGCAAACAUGCACAUCUCUGAAAGCCAACAAGAAUUCUUCAGAAUGCUGGAUGAAAAAAUUGAAAAGGGUCGAGAUUACUGUUCGGAAGAAGAGGAUAUCACAUAGCACCAAUUCGACCACUCAAACCAGGAGCUACUACUGUGUAAAUAAGUUACACCCCAGUUGAAAUCUUUGCAAAGGUCGGUUCUCUUCAACGAACAGCACUAUAGCAAACGAAGAUCGUUCCAUAUCGUAUGCCCCAUUAAAUUACAGUGUUUCUUAAUGAACUUGCAAAGGAAUAUUGCUAAAAACAAACAAACAAACAAACAAAACCGUUCUCGAACUUUCUUUGUUGCUGCUAGUUAAAACUUGUUGCAACUUUUCACUUCUCUUGUGUCCAGGUAUGCAGCAAAAUUCUGCAAUUUCACCUUAAAGAUACUGUUGGUUUUACAGAUGCUCUCCAACCUAUUUUCUAUAAGAUGAGGUAGUGGUGAACUCAGAUAUCAAACUCCUGUUGUAGAACUGUUCCGCUUCUAAGACAAGCGUCUCCUUUCCUCUCUCCUCCCUCCCUCCCUGUCCCUUCCGAGCGGUCCAGAGCCUUGCUUCUCACUGGCAGUGUUGCGCUUUGGAGAUGGGAUGGUUGCUAUGGCAAGCUUUGUUUCUCUGCUAAGAAGAAGUAGAGAAGCUCUUAUCCAUUAAAAGCAUGUUGUGACGUGACUCCCGGAGUGACGUGGGAGUGAGCAGCAGGUGUCAUUGACUAGGGAUCUUAAUCAAGGAUUAAGCUUGCAACACUGGCUUUGCUCAGAUGCAGACGGAAGUGUGAUCACAAUCAUUUUGAAUCCCUCUUCCCCACUUUUUUUUCUAAGAAAAUAAACAUUUUACUGUUUUUAUGUAUCCUUGUCUUCUCCCAUUCAUCCAGUUCAGUGUUUCACGAUGAUCCCGGGCGCAGAAGAUGAGCCCUCCUUUGCAGUGACACUGAUAAUUGACCUUCGUGGCUCCCUGCCCUCCCAUCCGUCACCCACCACCCAUUAGCAGGCUGUCAGUGGUCAGAAGAGAUGAGGGGACACCCGUCGACUUUUUAGGAGGGCCUGAAACCACCCUGUUACCUUUCAUUUCGUUAGCAAAUAAGCCAUCCUCCGUCCUCACUCUCUCCCUUCAGAAUGUUCCAUGAACCUUGCCACUUCCUCCUCCUCUUACCUGCAGCACUGGCUAGGACAGUGCAAAGCGUCUGCCUACUGGAAAUGUAGCACGUUGACACUGGUGAUGGUAUUUGGAGAUGCAGAAGCCAAAGCCCCAGGGCAGUGGUGGGGGAAUGUUGACUGUGGGUUUGGUAGAGUUUAUUUUUCCAUAUUAUAUGAAGAGAAUGAUCUCUUCUCGAAGACAGAAGUAAUAUUUUUAACAAAUGUUGUCACAAGUAAAUAGCAAUCAAAAAGGAGAAAAUAACUUUUGUAUUUUUUUAACGCGUUUGAUAGCUUUGAUGAGGGUUCUCUUUGUUACUGUCAGGGAAGGGCACCCUAUUAAAUGCUAUGCUAGGUUUGGGUUUGUCCCACAGAAACACAGAAGGAGCACUGGGUGUAUCUCUCUCGUGGGGUUUAUCAGCCGCACUGCCACCCUCCCAAGGUGGGUAGUUAUUUGUCCUGGGUAGCCAAGCAGCACCUGCCACGGAACAGAAUCAGAAGCUGAAUUUGCACUUGCUGAGGAGAUGAGCCUUGACUUUACAAUCCAUCCAUGUGCUAAUGGUGCGAGUCCUUAUCUCCGUUUAGACCGAGGGGCACAACAGUGAGGGAGAGGAAACUCAGUCAAGUGCUACAGAAAAUGGACUCAAAUGUUAGCAACAAAAGCCCUUAAUUCUUUCAGCCGACAGCAGCUAUUUUGGGGAGCAGCUGUGGUUGUUACAUAAAUAGAGAUGCAGCCAAAAUUUAAGGCUUUUUAUCCUGCUUUAAGCAGAAAAAUGCAGAGAGAGUCAAGUCGCCUAGGGUUCUAAGUUCCCUCCCUUUGUACGGUUUUGGCCAAGUGACUAAAAUAGUUUUCCUCCACCGUAAAUGAGCUGCUGAGCCCCACCUGAAACCUGUCCAUUCGGGACUUGGCCUACUGUUAGAUGAUUUCCUAUUCUUACCAGGCAACAAUGAUGCUGACACGAAGCAUCUUCCCUGUGACUCCUCUGUUUGGUGUCUCAGAGAGUGUCUUCCCAGAAAAUCACCGCCUUCUACCCAAAGAUAAAACAUGCUCGUAUCGUUUUUUUCCAGUCAUUUUUAACAUUUGACAUCAGACACAUGUACACGGAACUAAGUGUGUCCUGGGAAUUUGACUUCUGAGUGUUUCAUUAAACUAGAAGCCGGUUCCCAUGAACCAGGGCCUCUUCACCUGGAGUUCUGUCUCCUGGGUUUAACUCUUUGAUGUGCAGAUGUGAUUUCAUCUGCAGACACAUCGGUGUAUCUAGAAAUAGAUCUGAGAAAUGGGGUGGUUGAGUGGGUUGGCAUGAGAUGCUUGACUAUGUUAGCAGCACACAAAGCUUGUCUGUUUUCCAUCGUUGGCUUUAAUCAUAAAAUUGUCAAGUGAUUUGUGUUUGUACUUUAUUUUUUUUAUGCCUUCUGAAAGGGUCUAAUGCAAAAAUAUUUUGCCUUUCCCCUCCUCCCCCCCCCCCACCCAAGUGUAUCUGAACAUUAAGCAGAUUGUCUCAGAUACAAUGAAAAGAAUCAUCCAGAAACUAGUGCUUCAGCUGGCUGAGGACUCAGGGAGAUGGAAGGAGGGAGGGAGGGAGGGGAGUGGCCUGGCGAAUGGAGGUAGAAAAAGGAAGGAUGAGAAAUGGACUGAGAAGCUUUUAGCAGAGAGAGUCGAUAGCAUGGCCAAGUGCCGGAUGCAAUUCAAAAUCCAGCUGCCUGGCGGCCAGUGGGUGGGGCUGACUGCCAACAAGAUUUACAGCUGGAUUACACACGCUUUAUGUGUUCUAAGUUGUGGAGUUGUAAAAGUUCAGCAGUAUAUGCGCUGCUUUCUUUUGGUUGGCGGAGAUUCAAGAUUCUGGAGUCCUUGCUGUCAUAACUGAAUACGCAUUUGUUACUGGCAGAGAACCUCAAAAGAAGCUUUUACCUCAGCAAUGCUGCUAGCCCCAGGCUGGAGCAUAGAGCCGUGUUAUGGUCUAUUUAGGGACAAAGAACAGUACAAAGUCCAGAGACGAGGAAACUAGGUCAGCCCUCGGUGGCCACCCACAGGCCCGCUGGGAGACAGGUCUCUCCCCCUCUGCAGAGCCCCUGGUCUGAGACGGGCCGUCUCUGACUCGAAUAAGAGAUGAGAUGAGCUGGUGGAGGAGUAGCCUCAGGUCGUCUGGGCUCUGCACUGGCGCUGCCGCAAGUCAAGGGCGCCCCCAGAGUCCGAAGUGACCCGCCUGUGACCUCAGAGCCCCCAGGAGCAGCCCAGGGACGGUGGCGCCCCCUUCCUGGCCCCAUUUGAUGCCAUCCUGCUUUGAGUUGCACCUCUGUCCUCCUCCCAACCUCAUCAAGACUUUCUUCCUCUGAGAGCCAGACUCUCCCAUAAGCCCGCUAAAAGCAGAAAUUAUACCUCUCGUGAAUUUUACCUCAGAGCCUGUGAUGCAGGCCAGCAUAUUGAUUACAAAUUCUGCUCAGACAUUAGGCAAGGAUUUUAAGAGCGCUCCAUCUCUACUGGCCUUAGAAAAGAAACUCCGUUAAAUAUGUUGGUUUCCUAGGAAGAAAAAUGAUCAAAUUCUUAAUCCAAGAAAAUACUGACUCUGAAUCUUGGACUCCGGGACUCUAGUAUGUUCUUUAUGAAAGGCAAAACGAUUGGUGUCUAAGGCAGCCUCCCUCCUCCCAACUCCCAAAUUAAAAAAAAAAAAAAAAAAAAAAAAAAGGCGUAUUAGAUUGCACUGUAUAAUUUUACAUAAAAUCUGCCUUCCAUGCUUCUGCCCCUGGAAGGCAUUUUCAGAGUUUUAUUUCUUUGUACCUCUCAGAAAUAAAGCUUUUUGUUAAGUUGCUUGAAACACCAGAAGGAAAAGAAGACCGGGUCGAGGAAAGGGAAUAUGUAUUUAGAGACAUGAUGAAAAGGUGGCAGGAAGCAGGAACAUUGGCUUCUGGAAGUCACGUGUGGACUGCUAGACCCCCACGCGCUUGUGUGAAGCUGGAUAAGGCUGUCGGCUUUCACACCGCGGCAACUGUCCUUGCAAUAAACCUUUGGAAUUUUGUGAAUGAGUUGUAUGGGUUGCCUUUUGCCAAUGAAUGGACCUGUUUUUCCAAGUGGAAAAUAUGUCCUUCAGUCACCUUUAUGUGUGUCUCUGGGAAAGGGUCAAAAGGCUACAGCAGAAAAUGAAGAUGGCGGGUGAAUAUAUUUACGUUUGUGACAAACCUGAAGACUCUCUAUACCACGUCUUUCAGGAGACUCUUGUACCUUAUCUGGGAUCUAAUCUUAAUCUUGGGGAAAGAGGAAAAGAAACUAAUAUUUAUUAAUUAUACUCAACUCUGUGCCAGAUACUGUGCUAGGCAUUGUAUGAUUGUCUCGUAUAAUCCUCACCAUAAUCCUGUGAAGCAAAUCUGUUCCCCUCGUGUCCUAAGUAGUGUAUCGUAAGUACAGAAUGCAUCUAUCCGACAUAAAUGCCCAUGUUGAAAGAAGGAAAGAUGUCAUUCAAGUAUUUUCCGAAUUUUUUAUUAUUACUAUGCCCUUUGCAACACUGUGAAAACAACCCUUUGAGGGUAUCUACCUUCCAGACUCUCUUUGGCUCGUCACCAGCUGGCUUUGCCAUGGGGAAUGUUUUCUUUGGCCUUCCUGUAUCUGAUGAGCUGCCCACAAACAGGAGAGGCCACUGGCUAACAGGAGUGUAGGGUCCACAAGAAAAAGGCUUUGGGAAUUUAAGCACAGGUCUCUCUUCUUGGAAUCCUGACAGCAUCUGGAAAAGGAACCUGGGACUUCUGCAGUUAAACACCAGAUGCAGCCAGAACAGGCCUUUGAAUGCUUGAUUUCCUUCCCUGGCUCCCCAGGCUUAUUUCAUCACAGGCUGCACCAUUUUAAGGUGAAAAGCCUUAACCUUGCAGAGAAGUGUGGGAGAAUCUGAGCUCCAAAGGUAGAGGAAAGGCCUCGACCAUUGACUUACAAUCCUUUCUUGUGGGCUAGGUCUUGAUGUCUCUUUUUGAUGUUUGAACCGGGGUCUGUAUUUUCCAGGCUAGUAUAAGCACUGAAACUAGAUGUGAAUCUCUCUCAAGACUUUAAUGUUUUGGAUAGUCAUGUAGUGACUUGAAUAGUCAUUUAAAUAACUCGUCCAAGGUCAGAAGAGCCCAAGAAUUCCCCAGAGUUCCUUUCCUUGCUUCUAAAGGCACAUCCUCGAUAGAAGAUGACUCACGUCUCCAUGGCAACUGUUAAAGGUGCUGCCUAGAGAGGACCCACCCCUACCCUCACUUGGGUUGAAAGAAUCAAAAGAAUUUCCUUGUGUAGAGGGGGUGCUAAGUUCAGUUUUCCUGUGAAAACUAUCCCCAAGAUCUCACCUCCUUCAAACCCAGCAGCUGUCAAAUUCCUUCAAGAUAACGUGGGAAAUGGCUCUUCUCUCUUGUAAGCCAGAGAAAUGGCUUUAAUUCAGCAAGAUUCAUUCCUAAACCAAAGGCCUCAUUCUAAUACUGUCUUCCGCCUCUACCCAGAAUUCUCUGUUUUUCCCUUUCUAGGAGUUAUUUUUAGUCCAAGGCUUUGAACUUGAUUGAGUAAGACUUAGAGGCAGUAAAAAGAACUCCAUAAACUCAGCCAGAACUGCCUUAGGGUCCCUAGGAUUGAAAAUAGCUCUGGCACCUUAGGGACCACUUGGCCUAGACCCAGAGGUGAUCGAACAGCCCCUGUGUUUUGGGCAUUUCCGUCCAGACCUUCAGGGACUGUUCUUUCUUGACAGUCAAGUGAGCGAGGGAAGGGAAGCUUCACAAUAGAUUUCAAGCCAGCUUUUCCAUUCAAAACAAGAUGCAAAUUUAUUUUUAAAAAUUCAUAUCUAUUUCCCUGGAACAGAAUCAGGCAGCUGCCUUAUUAGGACUCUAAAUUUGGAUCUAUUUUCUUAACACACACACACAUACACACACACACGCUCACAUGCACAUGCACAAAGAUGCAUAGAGAAAGAAAAUAUAACUACUUUAUCACUGAAAUACUUCAAGGAAAAGCUGUAUUUUGCUUUUUGUAAUCUCUAAGAUGACAUCUAGGAAAGUAUUGGUGUAACUCUAGUAAUGACAAAACAGGAAACGCUGGUGAUCCCUCUCGUGAAAGUUUGAGUUAGACUGAAACAGGAGGAUAGAGGUCUGCUGGUCACCUCACCCUGUGCCCCCUCUGGACCAGGCUGCCCUGCCACUGACAUGUUUGACUUACCUGGGCUUCUAGCCUGGAUAUCGUGGCUGGCCUCCUUUCCCUAUCCGUGGUGCAUAAAGGAUUCAUCCCUCAGGGUAUGUGCCUCGUCCAGCCAUUUGCAUCUACAGCGUUUCCUACACGCUCUCCUGUUCAUCCAGUGUGACCUUGACUGGCAUUUCGGCAGUUCCACUAGGAUGCUCCAACAGCAGUGCUGGAGCCCCUUCCUGUAGGAUUUGGGGCCCUUCCUCCAGGUUGUCCCAGAUGUAGCAUGUUUAGCAUUGCCUUCUCCAGUGUUGAGGACUCAUGCAUUCAGUGUUUAUAGAGCGCACAGUAUACUCCAGGCACUGAGCUAAUUGCCAGCAAUACCCGGUUGAACCAAACAUAGCUCCUGCCCUCAAGGAGCCUGCCAUUAGUUGGGAAGACACUGUGGGAUCAGUACUGGGUGCUGCGGGAGCAUCUCAGAGUAACAGCCGACCGGCUUGGAGAAUCAGGGGCUCCCCGAAAGGGGUGACAUCAAAGCUCAAGUUUGUUAGAGGACUGAGGGAGAGCGUUGCAAAGGGCCUUCUACGCUGAGGGAACAGCGUGCGUCUCAGCCCAAAGGAGAGACAGCGUAGGCUGUCGGGGUAAAGUCGCUGAAGCUGGGAGCUGAGGAGUCGAGGAAAGAGGGUGAGGACAAGCAGUCAGCUGGCUGGUCCCAGAGGACCUCAGAGGCUUCACAGUGGACCUGGGGUGGGGGGGUUAAAGAAGAGCUAUAGGCCAUGCUCUGCCCUCCGAGUCAGAGGUCACUGCUGAGGUCACCCAGAGAGGUAAGUGUGGGUAGCACCAGGGCCAGGCUCGGCCCUCUUGCUGUGAAAGCUCACAGUUGCUCACUGAGAUGAUUCGUUCCCAGGUGUCCUCUGCCUCUGCCCCCACCCCACCCCAGCACCUUGUCCUCCCGCCAAAAGCUGUUUGCAUUCAAGGGCUUUAACCUGGGCUAGAUCUUGCUUAGAGGCAUACAGGGCACACUGCCUGGCCAUCCUGACCUGUCCGUGGAGCCACGAAGGUUAAGAAUACCUCUUGGAAGGAGGCUGGCCUAGACCCUGUGAUGAGGGUGUGCCCUAAGCUGAAUACAUGGGAAGCAGCAGAGGGCUGGCUGGCCUAGUGUGACCCCUUCAUUCAUUCUACCCAAAGGCUGCUGCGCUCGGGCAGCCUUUCACCGAGUUAGGUCACGCCCUGUGGCCAAGCCUUUGCUCUGUCCGGAGUACCUACCUGAAUCCUGCCAAAGAAAGGGGAUAUAAAAAAAAAAAAAAAAAAAAAAAAAAAAAAGCACAAAUGGAAUGUAUGCACAUGGAAAAUACCUGCAGGCCUAGACAGCUGCCAUGGACCUCACGGGGACCGAGGAGCCACCAGAGUUCAGAGCUCUGCGCCUUCUGGUCAUGAGGCAGGGAGGCUUGGGGAGAAGCAGUCUCUCUGUGGAGACAAUUCACAGUGCCUUCUCGGUUUUCCAGAGAACCCAUUAGGAGUUUAGAGCAUUGGGUUCUGCCCUCCCCCAUCCCCACAAAUGAUUAGAAAUUUUAUAAAGAGAAGAGAAAGAAUUCAAUGAAUCAAAAUACUAGCUAUGAGGCAGCACGGUUUCUAGAAACUUAAGAAAAGGCUCGAACAAGUGCUGGUUUCCCCAAGAGGCUGGAGGAAUUAGGGGCCGAAGGUACAGUUUGGUCUUCUGCUCGGGGACCCCAAAGGAUUCUGAAUAUUCCUGGGGACUGACCUCUUGCAAAACCCCCACACCUGUCCCCUGGGUGCAGCCUUGGCAUAUUCUACAGCAACACCAGCCUUCUGAACCUUGGAAAGAUUGGAGCUCAAACACCACCCUUUUGCCAGAUGCUCCUCUGGCUCCUUGCUGAGGAAUUUCUAAUUCGGUGUCUCGUGGUUCCCAAAUGUCCCACAGGCCUGGCCUGUUUCGAUUAGAAUUUGGCCCGCGGUUACCAUGAUGUUGGAAAUUGAAGAACCUUUGGCCUCACACUCGCCUACCUUAAAAUCAAGGUCCUGGAGGGUCCCCUCGGUGGCAGUAGGGGGUGGUCAUGGGAUAUGGCGAGGUUUGCCUUAGGGCAUCCUCUCCCCAUUGUCAGCUCUGGUCUAGUUCCCUCACUGUCCCCGGGAAAAGAUCCAAAUGCCUCCUUGCUGGUUGUCAGUGGCUGUGUAUUUGUUCCGCGUAUUGUGUUUUAUUUGGGAGAAGGGCCUUACAUUCACGGGAGACAAUAGUGGCAGGAUCAGGAGGCAUCAGCUCUCAGUUGUGUCUGAGAGGUGACUAGGGGCAUCGCCUUUCUGAGCACCUGCAAAGCUUCCUCGGGCGGACAUGGGAGCCCAGCUGGGCAGGCUCCCCAGCUCUCUGCAUGCACAUGAACUCUGUAAAGCAGUGGGUGCCCAUUAUUUCCACCGCACAUGCCUAUCAGCAAAAACUCUGUGAGAAGCACCUCCUCUGUAUGUUUAGAAAUUUAUUUAAAGCGCAUAUUCACAAUAUUCCUGUGCUAAUAUAUUAGACACAUUAUAAAAAGUAUACAACAUAGAAAUCUUAAAAGAAUAAGAUAAAAAAAUAUCAUAAACAGAGGUUCUGGUAUUUUCUCUCUCAACACCUGAGGGGGAUCUCAAGUACCCCCCUGGGAUGUGCAUACCCGCUUUGGACACUACUGUUUUAAGAGCAAAGCUGCACACCUUGAUGGCGUCCAUCCCAAACCACCGUGCUGGCGCUUGGCCUGCGGAAUAAGAAGGUCUUAAGAUAAAAUCCCCAGGAGCUUCUGACCUGGGAGACAGGGCAAGCAAACUCUUCACACAACAUAAUUUAAAGAAUUAAAAACCUGCCCGACCGGAAAGCUAUCCCCAGACAGUCGUGGCUACAGGUGCUAAGAAAAGAUCAGGUACACUGUCCAGAGUCGUGGGAUUGCUCAUCUUCCCUCUCUGGGUCUCCAGAAGAGGACGUUUGGCGACAUCCCCGGCUCUCUCAUGAUUGGAAUUCUUUGAACCCUCCAACUGCUUCAGCAGCCACAUCGCUCGAAUAUUAUUGUUGAUUUGACCACCAAGAUGUAAUGAUGAUUCUGUUCCAUUUUGAAAAGGGUCUGAGAAAGUGUACAGGUCUAAUUAUAUAUACAUAUUUAUACAUGUGUAUUUUUGUUUAUUGUUACAUUUUGACAUUGGACUUUCUAUUAAAUAAUUUUUAACAGUU